CGAUUCUCCAACAACCAAUGACGUUUACAUAUAUCCUCGAAAUGACCAAAUUCAGUGUUGCCUUACUCUGAAAUCAAAUUUUUUGUUUGUGGCCACAACUAAAAGUAAACAAAAAAAAAACUUUGAAAAACUGGCGAACUAAAUUCACCAGACGCAAUGGAAGCAGUUACAUACUUUGAAUGGUUUUGGUCGGCGAUCGGGUCAGCGCACGAGUGCAGCCGAAGGCGCAAAGCCGAAGCACCAAAAAUUGUCAUCAGCAGCAGCGUUAAGCGCAAAUACAAAAACAAAAGCUUCAGCAAAAUCAAAUCAAAAUGGCGGUCAAGCAGAAUGUAAACAAAGGGAAAAGCAGAACAACUGCUGCGCAAGCGUCAACAUCGACGUCGACAUCGACAUCGACAUCGCAUUCGCCAUUGGAAUUACUUGUGGUGGGCCAUCAACUACACAUACACCCCUUGCAAGUGACUUCCCCGUCAGUACGCUGUAAUUUGAAUACGCAUGUGCAGCAUUUUGGUAAUGCAGCUGAAAACUUGCACUUUUUGCAAGAUGGCGAAUUUGUAUACAUCUAUGAAAAUUGUAUGACGGCAGCGCCGUGGCCAACGCAAGGCAAGUCCAACUCCCAGAUGCCGUUAUUGACCUUGGCCCAGCAAGUGGUUGACCGCCGAUUCCUGGCCGAACUUAUGGAUGAGUUAUUCAUACGCGACACCUAAGCUAUCUUUUGACAAACACACACACAUGCAAAGCAUUGUACAUUCUAAGCUAACUAAGUAGUAUCUCUAAAAAAAACUUUGGUUUCACUGUCAACAGCGUUAUAAAUUGUGUAUUUCGCCAAAGUCACGCUCCCGCUCGCCGUCACCCCAUCGACCGGCCUCGCCGACGUCCGAGGAGGCCUUUCCGACGUCGCUCGCAUCCUUGCUGCAGGACAAGGCUGUGAGCAUACUUCCGACGGCCAACAUCCUGAUCGACACCGGAUGCAAGACAUUUGAGAUGCGAGCGCUGAUCGACCCGUGCGCGGCGACCAGCCGUAUCAGCGCAUCUUUGGCAACAGCCUACCGGCUAUCCGUCACCCGCGUUGGUACGGAAGGCGUCUGCACGGCGAUCAUCCGCUCACGGACAUCCGAGUUCCGUCGAAAGGUGCUGCUGCAGGUGGACUCGCAACUCUGCAGCCGCACCCCCCUCCGACCCGUCGAUGGCGAGAACUUGGAGCAAUUCCGCAGCAUCACGCUCGCCAACGAACGCUGGUUCCAGCCAUCGACGGUGUCCCUGGUGCUCGGCACUGAUGUGUAUCCUCACAUCAUCCUACCUGGCCUCCUGCCGAGCACCAACGGUUUGCCAAUGGCCCAGAAUUCCACCUUGGGUUGGAUUCUGUCCGGUCCAUUUGGACAAUGA
Molecule: messenger RNA, 1386 nt
Organism: Drosophila nasuta
Lineage: Eukaryota; Metazoa; Arthropoda; Insecta; Diptera; Drosophilidae
Exons: 2
Coding region: 985-1386 (133 amino acids)
Source: RefSeq, a predicted model, not a curated record